Messenger RNA from Striga asiatica, 534 nucleotides. NCBI's taxonomy places the organism in Eukaryota, Viridiplantae, Streptophyta, Magnoliopsida, Lamiales, Orobanchaceae. The record is from the annotation of a GenBank genome assembly.
AUGGUCGAGGAGAUCAGACUGGCUCAAACAAACAGCUGCACACAACGGUCGUAUGAACCGCACGCCGGACGAAAUACGUUUGCGGUGGGGAGGGGUAUGAUUGCGGCGCGGGACGAGGGUCAGUUCGCCGAUGAUCAACGUUGGAUGUCAUCAUUUCGAGUCGAAAUCCUCGAAUUUUCAGGGGCUUUGAGGAUAAGAAAAGAAGGUGGCAGUGCGUACAAGGUGUUUGAGGAAAUGCCAUACAGGGACACCGUUGUUUGGAACAUGUUGAUUUCUUGUUGCACGCGCAACGGGCGUACCCAUGCUGUGUGGCCUUUGAAAAUUUGCGACGGGGUGAGCGUGGAGCCCAUUGGAGGUCGAGAGUCUUAUUGGUAUCUGCGUCUCCCCAACAACGGCAUUCGCGCAAAGAUGUCGUCUUACAUUCGAACAUCGAACGCGUUUAGUUUCAAUAUUUGGUGCCUUCCCAUGGUGAUAAUUCUGAUGGAAACGAGAUUGUGUCGGAUUCGCAUUGAGGGCGAAUCCUUUCAAACAUGA